Thamnophis sirtalis is the source of this 2086-nucleotide messenger RNA. NCBI's taxonomy places the organism in Eukaryota, Metazoa, Chordata, Lepidosauria, Squamata, Natricidae. The record is from RefSeq and is a predicted model, not a curated record.
GGAUGAGAAGUGAAAGGAAAAAACAAGAAUGUCCAGUUGCCUCUUGAAAAAAAAGCACCUUUGGGACAACCAGACCUGGAUGACUCUACAGACUUUGAUUAAUUGAUUAUGUGCCAUCAAUUCGCUGUCUACUCUUCGCGAUCACACGAUAGACUUCGAACCUGUUCUUUCUCAAGGUUGGUAACGAGGUCUGAUUCCAAUUACUGGCUCCGGGCUGCACAACUCCAUACAGCUCGUAGAGCGUUGCAAUGCGUUGGAACUUGGUAAAUGGAUUUGCCGCUAUCUAGCGUUUGCGAGGACUUUUGCAACUCAUCUUCGGUAGCGCCCUACUUCUGCCGUUAAAAGUUGGUUUAGGGGGAAAAAGAAUUGACUACUUUUGGGGGGCAUGAACUUUACUGCCAAAGGAGCCAGAGCGGGCUCAAUGAAGCCUAGCCUCGAUUGAAGAUCAUAUUGUCAAGCGACUAUCUGCCAAGGAGAAUCUAUCGAAUGGAUUACGAUGUUUUUUAAUUGCAACAAAUUAAAGCCAGGCUGUUUCCGAUCUAGAUCGGAAACUUCACUUCCGAAAAUCCUGUCCGCCAAACUUUUAAAGGCAGAGGAACUCUACGCCGGAGAACAACAACAAACAACAAACAUCCAAGCAAAUAAGGUUUAAUAAACCGAAUAGUUCUGGGUAGAUCGCCAAAAGAUUAUGCCGCUAUUUUUUCUUUCCCAAACAAGCAUGUUUGAACAAGAAAAGACCCAACCCAUUUUGAAUCGAGAUUCUACAUUUCUUGAACGUGCAUUUUGAGGAGGAGGGAGGGUGGCAAGUUUUGACUCUUGUGUAUAGUAACGGAAAAGAUUAAGCAGCUCCUCUCUAAGUGGGACUUUAGUUCCCACCAUUCCCACUAUUGCUUUCAUGGCAGGGACGAUGAGAACUGCAACCCAGCCGCAUCUGGGAAUCGAGCUGAUGAAAGCAAGAUCCCUUCUACAUGAAAACCAGCGAUGUCCUCAAAGUUUUCCGCUUUCUUCAUAUUGUACUUCCGGCUCAGAAUGCGCAUGCUCCGGUUUGGGGUGGCGGAACGAGACCGCGAUAUGGCUACGCUGUGAAGUGUAAUUCAGAAAGCAAGUAGUUAUUCCUAAUGGCAAUAUCAAACUUGAUCCAGAAAUUUGGUUCCCUGCUGCUGUCUUCAAGUCAUCAUCUUCCACAGAUCUCUGCAUCUUUCCGACCGCUUUAUCUGGUUAGCCAACUUGGUGCAUCCCGUGAAAUCAGUACUUCUACCUGGGUCUUAACUAGUGAUCCUUUGUGGAAAUGCAGGACAAAGUAUACCAUUAAGCCCAUUCCCAAACCAAAGACAGGAGGUCGCGAUCACACAGGUCGUGUCCGUGUGAAUGGAAUUGGAGGAGGAAAUAAACAAUGCUACCGUAUGAUUGAUUUCCAAAGACUGCGUUAUUCAAAUGAAGCAGAGCCUAGUCCAUUUGAGGAAAAAGUGCUUUUGGUCCGAUAUGAUCCGUGUAGAUCAGGUCAUAUAGCUCUAGUGGCUGGAGACAAACGGAAACGCUGGAUCAUUGCAACUGAAAACAUGGCGGUUGGUGACAUCAUCAAAACUUCAGGAAAAAUAGAAAGGAUGGCAGUCUCUGCUAAUGAUGGGGAUGCAUAUCCAGUUGGAGCUCUACCACUUGGAACCCUCAUAAAUAACUUGGAGAGUCAUCCUGGGAAAGGAGCACAGUAUAUCCGAGCAGCAGGCACCUGUGGGGUAAUACUGAGGAAAAUGAGUGGAACAGCCAUUAUACAGUUGCCCUCCAAGAGGCAAAUACAGGUGCUGGAAACAUGCAUGGCUACAGUGGGACGAGUUUCCAAUGUUGAGCAUAACCAACGCGACCUUGGGAAAGCUGGUCGGAACCGGUGGCUGGGAAAGCGACCAGAUAGUGGCUUAUGGCAGCGGAAAGGGGGAUGGGCUGGACGCAAGAUCAGGCCCCUCCCAGCGAUAAAAAGUUAUGUGAACUUGCCAGUGCCAGCCUCAUAAGGCUGACAUUAGUAGCACUUUAGAAUUCUGUUAAAUAAAGUGUAUUUUCGCCUACAACCUGCAAAGCUGCUGUUUUUUUUCCU